AUGGCCGAUCGCUAUGUCUUGGCGCAAAAGCUCCUCGAUGGCUAUCGGGUCAAGGCCAUGGAGCUUUUGAUGGACUACCUCAGAGAUGAGGACAUACGUGCAGCGACUGAGCGGUACAUAGGGCUGUACCCACCUCAACCAACUCCCGAGGCGACAUUCGAGCACCAGAACGAAGCCAACCUGCCACGCGCACAACCUCGCAACUCCUCUCUACAACAUGUCUCGGCACGGCACGAUUUCCAGGUUGCAGAACUUAGCAUUCUGACUCCCCCCACCAGCACAAACAAAGUGUCAUACGCUUUCGGUCCCUUGGUCGCCGAUAUGGAAGAGAUAUCUUUCCUCUCGUGCGACGACGACGAUAUCGUGGAUCAGCCAGUCAGUGCAAGGCGCGCGCCAGGAAGGUACAACCUAAUUGGCGAUGGAGUGGUGUAUGGUCGUGGCCUUAAGACCGGCCAAUUCGAGGUGGACAAGUCUGUACCGGUAUACACAUCUUUUGGAGUGGCAAAAUGGGUGACUGUCAAGACCGCUGUGGAACUGACAUGGCGCCGUCCCGGCCAGUUGCAGACACACUUGGACACGUUCUACGUCGUGUCAGCAAGGCUGCUCGAUAGCGACGUGGUUCUGGGGUUCGACGAAUCCGUGGACCGCCAGUCCCUCUCAGGUCAGUCUAAUAUGUACCGUCGAGUGCCACAAGCAGGCUAA
Molecule: messenger RNA, 702 nt
Organism: Alternaria triticimaculans
Lineage: Eukaryota; Fungi; Ascomycota; Dothideomycetes; Pleosporales; Pleosporaceae
Exons: 1
Coding region: 1-702 (233 amino acids)
Source: RefSeq, a predicted model, not a curated record